Messenger RNA from Chrysemys picta bellii (western painted turtle), 749 nucleotides. NCBI's taxonomy places the organism in Eukaryota, Metazoa, Chordata, Testudines, Emydidae. The record is from RefSeq and is a predicted model, not a curated record.
AGAGCGUUUGUAAAUCAACGGUGUGACCAUGUCCGAAACUGCGCCCGCUGUUGCAGUGACAGCAGCUGCUGCUGCAGCUCCUGUUCCAGCUUCAAAGGCUCCAGCUAAAAAGCCGAAGAAGGCGGCUGGAGGAGCCAAAGCCCGGAAGGCCGCGGGUCCCAGCGUGACCGAGCUGAUCACCAAGGCGGUGUCCGCUUCCAAGGAGCGCAAAGGGGUCUCGUUGGCGGCUCUUAAGAAGUCUCUGGCAGCCGGAGGGUACGAUGUGGAGAAGAACAACAGCCGCAUCAAGCUGGGGCUCAAGAGUCUGGUAAACAAGGGCACUUUAGUUCAUACUAAGGGCAUCGGUGCCUCGGGCUCCUUUAAGCUCAGCAAAAAGCCUGGGGAGAUCAAGGAAAAGGCACCGAAGAAAAAGCCAGCGGCAAAACCAAAGAACCCAGCUGCCAAGAAGCCCGCCAGCGCCGCCAAGAAACCCAAAAAGGCUGCGGCCGUGAAAAAGAGCCCGAAAAAAGCCAAGAAACCAGCUGCAGCGGCCAAAAAAACGGCCAAGAGCCCGAAAAAGGUGACAGCCGCCAAGCCUAAGAAGGCGGCUAAGAGCCCGGCUAAGGCGAAAGCGGUGAAGCCCAAGGCUGUCAAGCCCAAGCCGACGAAACCCAAAACAGUGAAGGCUAAGAGGGCCGCGCCUAAGAAGAAGUGAAAUGACGUGAGAUACUUACUAUAAAAAACCCAACGGCUCUUUUAAGAGCCACCCA